This is a messenger RNA of Marchantia polymorpha subsp. ruderalis, 1231 nucleotides long. The record is from the annotation of a GenBank genome assembly. Lineage: Eukaryota; Viridiplantae; Streptophyta; Marchantiopsida; Marchantiales; Marchantiaceae.
GUUUGUUGCGAGCUGGAAUCUGUGGGGAUGCUCCGCUAGCUCAAAUCCAGCAAACGAAGCAUUACGCGAGGCAGAUGACUACUGAACCUCGUCAUACUCAGAAGUUGUUGGAGCUCGAGAGAUUCCCAAACCGACGGAGGCUGAGAGGAAGUGCAUAAAACUACGAAUCGUAGGAGAGAGGAAGAUCAUUCUGCUCAGACGUGGGCGACGCAGGAGAUCAUUCAUAGUUUUCAUACAUAGGCUGGUAAAUUGGAGAGCUUCCUCUGGGUCGACGAAGCAGCAGAUGUUUUGAAGGUCCGGUUUUGAAGGCCUGUCUGACCGACGACGUGAGGUGAAGAAUUUGUUCUGCAGUAGAACUCGCAGGAACUCAACAGCAUCGAUCGCAAUGCCCUUCAUUCCGUGCUGCAUCGAGUGUGGGUCGCAUGCCAAUCCAUGCAGGUGCAGAAUAGUGGGACCUACGAUCGGUUUCGUUGCAUUUGCUUUAGCUGCCGUUAUCGAGUGGCCUCUGGGUGCUGUCGUCUGGUGCUUCAAGCAUGCGAAGGGCCGUAGGAUAAUGGGACACCCAGCUGCCGUGGUCUACCCGAACGUCUCAAGCAUCUUCCCCAUCUAGGAACGGCGUAUUUCAUCACUCGCACUCUCUCUCUCUGUGACUCAGAAAACUCCUCGGGCGGCUUCGAUGACAGUAUACAUGUCGAAAUUUUCUUACUACUCCCCCGGACAAAGGAUAGUUAAAUUUUUUAUUUCCUAGAUCGAAUUCAUUUUCAUUGUGUGUAAAUCGAUGUGUAGUCGACAUUCACAGUCGAGUCCUCCAUAUACUGCGGCUCCGAGUCAGGACGGACUCUAUACAGAAAUUUGUACUCGGAAUCGAACAGCCCAUUGAGCUGUCACUUAGUUUCUCUUUGAAACUUUCCUUCCUUCUGAAUGGAAUGUCAUGUCUAGAUGGUAUCGAUGGGAUCAUGAAGCUGAACAUGCUUUUGAUUUCAUGUCCAUCAUUGAAACUCGUUCCAUUGCUUACUGUAGAGCGGUUGACAAUGAGCGGUAGAGCGGUAGAGAGUUUUAAUCAUGAACUUGGAGUUUAGAUGCGCUUCUAGUACCAAUACCAGAAAUCAAAGGAGGGAUUAGAGGAGGUUAUGAGACUCCAUCGUUUAAUCACACUAUCAUACUAGACCACGGAAAAUAAGAUGGAAAUAUAUUGAUUAGUUUUGUUACUUUCAAACAGUGGUCAAUUCUG